Messenger RNA from Arachis ipaensis, 1634 nucleotides. NCBI's taxonomy places the organism in Eukaryota, Viridiplantae, Streptophyta, Magnoliopsida, Fabales, Fabaceae. The record is from RefSeq and is a predicted model, not a curated record.
GUGAUUUUUUUUAGUUUAGCAAAAUAUUUGAUAAAUUUGAUAUCUUAAAAAUCUUGAUUUUGUGUCUAAUUUUGUUGAUCUUGAUUUAUGUGAGUGUUCAUCAGAUAAUUUUAUCGUUAUUUUAAACAAAGUGAAAUUCUAUUUGUAUAACUAGGUUUAGCAACCUAGUCACACGCCUCCUUGUGUGACUUCUAUUAUGGCAGCUAUAUUCUUCACUUUUGGUUUUGUAGUAAGUUAUAGUUUUAUGGUUUUGUUUAGUUUAGCAAAAUUUUUUAUGAAUUUGAUCUCUUUAAACCCUUGAUUUUGUGUCAAAUUUUGUUGAUCAUGAUUUACGAGAGUGUUCAUCAGACAAUUUUAUCGUUAUUAUAUAUAAAGUGAAAUUCUAUCUGUAUAACUAGAAUUUAGCAAUCUCGCUACAUACCCCCUUGGGUGACUUCUUUUGUGCGAGCUAUUCUUCGCUUUUAGUUCUGUAGUAAGUUAUGGUUUUAUUGUUUUGUUCAUUUUAGUAAAAGUUUUUAUGAAUUUGAUCAAUUCAAACCCUUGAUAUUGUGUCUAAUUUUGUUGAGCUUGAUUUAUGUGAGUGUUCAUUAGAUAAUUUUAUCAUUAUUAUAUAUAAAGUGAAAUUCUAAAUGUAUAACUAUAUUCUAGCAACUUGGCAACAUGCCCUUUUGGGUGACUUUGCACUGCUUGAGUAAAGCUGUAUAGGGGGCCGAAUGCCACUAUCCUAUAUACACCACAUCCUCCAUCGAUAUGAUCUUUGAAAUUAUUGCUUUUUUCCUUUGAUUCUAUUGUGUUCACUUUAAUUCGUUGUCCAGUAUCUUUCUUCUAAAUGCAAAGUAUUAUAACUUGAUCUCAUUUUGUAUCUUUCCUCUAAAUGCAUAGUAUUGUAUCUUGUUCCCAUUUUGGGAUAUGUAGGAGAAGUAGUUCAAGUUGGUAGUGAGUUUUAGUAAAAGGGCCAUUUAGAGCGUUGGGUGAAAUCAAUUUUUGAGACUAUCAUGGCACCUAAUCCUAGAGUUACCAAUGCCUAUAAUGCUAUGAGGACCUUAGGCAUUUCUGAUGAUGAGGUGAGGCCUGUCUUGAAAAGGUUGCUCAAAGUGUAUGGUAAUAGCUGGGAGCUUAUUGAAGAAGACAAUUAUCAAACACUUGUACAUGCAUACUUUGAGUCAAUGGAAUAUCAGCAAGGGGAAGGUAAGGGAAAAGCUCCAAUCAGUAAUCAUGAUGGAGAAAGAGCAAGACUGAAACUACAGAUGAUAUCUGUAGAGGACAAUGAAAUACUUUCAAAGACAUCCAAAAAGGAAAUCAUUAGGCCAUCUCAGGCAUCUAAAGAAGAUAUAAAACUGACAAAUAGUUCUCAACCAUUGCAGACAAGGUUGAGUGAGGUAGAAAUUAUCUCAAGUUUAUCUUGCAUGGAUGCUAGAGAUAGUAGAAAAUUGUGCCAUGAGAAUGCAGCAUCUGCAGGGCACUGUGGAGAUUAUUUUGAUGGAUCUAGCCGUUCCCACAUCCAGAAGAUACAUAUGUCAAGUGAUCGUUAUGAGAAAGAACUUAUAAUACUAAAAGCUAAGAAACCGAAAUUACAUCUUGGACCUGUUUCAUCACAUCUUAAAGGUAAUUUUCAUGCCAGAGUAUAUAAUUGA